GGGUGUCACCUUGCCACGCAGGCAUGGGUGGAUAAUCACUGGGGGUUGAUUCUAUGGAAAUUAGCGGGGAUGGUGUGCUUAGACCCAGAGGCCGAGAAGGACCCGAGAACCCGUAGAUGGUGCUGGGAACAUGUUUUGCAUCAAUUUCUGUAUAGAUACGAGAAAGAACUAGAAGGCGGUGCGCGACCACCGUUUCGACUGAUUGCAGCUCAAGAUACGCCUGCUUCCUUACCAAUGGUCCUCUGUGUGACCAACGUAACCUGGUCCUCAGGUGGUGAGGAUGAGGGUAGUUUGGUGACCGACCAAAUACCGUGGCUGGAACUAACCGACGGAUGGUAUAAACUUCGUGCGGAAGUUGACGGUGCACUAGCAAGGGCCAUCCGGAAGGGGAAGAUCCGGAUUGGCAGGAAAAUAUGCGUGCAGAAUGCUCGACUGUCGUCCGACCACAAAGAGGCUGCCGAAGCACUCGAGGCAUACGAUCGGUGUCACCUUGUCCUAUCGGGGAACUCUUGUCAUCUUGCGCCCUGGCACGAGAAGCUCGGCUUCCGCCAUAGCCCAUCCUUUGUGACGUUAGGAAGCCUGAAUCCGGACGGAGGAAUUGUCACUAUAAUGGAUUUAAAGAUAGUGAAGGUACAUCCCGUAGCAUUUAUUGAAUAUAUAGAAUUAGAGGACGGAAAGAGGCGGAACAUCGGUGGCCAUGACGAGAAAGAGGAGAGGAAGGCUCAGGAGCAGUGGGAGAAACGUCGAGAGGUUAUGGCCAUGAAAUGGCGGGAAGGGUUUGAUAAUAAGAUCCGCACUUUGGAGGGGUAUGCCAGUCGCUUAGAGCAAAAGGCGGGCAGCACCCAGGCCAAGGACGAAGAAGAUGAGACUUACUUGGAGGAUCUUGAAGAAGGAAGCGACUUCACUUCUCUGAUGCGUCGUCUGGACGUGUCUGGGAUGAGACACCUAUGCCGUAUGAUCCAUAGACGUUGUGUCGAUCUGCGUGAGACCUCGCGAGACGAUAUGGAGAAGGACUUGGCAGUGAGUAGCCAAAGUACCUGCGAACCGUCUCUGGUGGAUUGACGAAAGUAUCCAGGAGCAAUGCCCACCACGGAAAGUUAACAAUUUCAAGGUAAUAGUCGCAGAAGACGCCAGAACAUGCAAACGGCGGGCUUACCGGCGAGUCCACAUAACCAUCUGGGAGGCACUGCAUAUGUACUCCGGAGAGGGCGGCGGACUUGGAAUGUUCGCUGUGAACCGACGGUUUUUGGUAACCAACCUCAUCCCCGACAAGCGCACAGCGUGGAUGGACAACGAACCCGGGGCGGAGAUAUAUCUAAAGACCAGACGAGACUCCAGAUGG
Gloeophyllum trabeum ATCC 11539 is the source of this 1342-nucleotide messenger RNA. The record is from the annotation of a RefSeq genome assembly. NCBI's taxonomy places the organism in Eukaryota, Fungi, Basidiomycota, Agaricomycetes, Gloeophyllales, Gloeophyllaceae.